AAUGACGGAUGCACCAUACUACUUUACUCAGCUGCUGAAUAUUGCGGAGAAAACAUAUAUAUCGUAUUUGAGGUAGUCCACUUGUUCAUCGAUUUGUACUCGCAAGGAAGGAAAUAUAAUACCCGUGUCGUUGUCGCCAUGGCUACGCAGCUCGUACCGCUUCCAGAAGUCGAGAGACUGAGCACAACAGUUAUCAGAAUACUAGCUGGAAAUCCAGGCAAAUUUACACUACAAGUCGGGCUCGGCCCUCGACGGAUUCUCAUCGAUACCGGGGAAGGUCUCCCUCGCUGGGCUACUUUACUCCAAUCAGUCCUCAAAGAAGAAAAUGCAGUUGUCCACGAAGCGCUGCUCACACAUUGGCAUCAUGAUCAUGUUAACGGCGUACCGGAUCUGCUAAAGAUUUGUCCACAGGCUACUGUCUACAAACAUCAGCCGACAGAAGGGCAGACGGAUAUUCAGGAUGGGCAGGUAUUCAAGGUUGAUGGUGCGACGCUGAAGGCGUUCCAUACACCAGGGCACACAGAAGAUCAUAUGAGUUUUAUCUUUGAGGAGGAAGGCGCUAUUUUUACUGGUGACAAUGUUCUAGGCCACGGAACCGCGGUCUUCGAGGACCUCAGCACCUAUCUCUCCAGUCUAAAGAAAAUGAAAGACUCGGUCUCAGGCCGGGCAUACCCCGGUCAUGGCGCCAUAAUCAAUGACGCCAGCACAAAGAUAACGGACUAUAUUAACCACCGUCAACAACGGGAAAACGAGGUUUUGCGAGUCCUCAAAUUCGGGAGCGUGGACGCGAAAGCAGCCGAUACUACGACACCUUCUCCCGAACGAUUAUCGCGUUGGACACCUAUGCAGCUGGUUAAGGUGAUUUAUAAAGAUGUGCCUGAGAGUUUGCAUCUGCCCGCAUCGCAUGGGGUGAUUCAAGUACUGGAUAAAUUGGAAGCCGAGGGUAAGGUUGAGCAUGAUCGGGUUUCUGGAGGAUGGCAGCUUAUUGCACAAAGGCCUACCUUGUGAGAACUAUUAUUAUUUCCUGCAAGAGAAUUCUUCUUGCCACUUUCUUGUUUUUCCGUCAUGUGGCUUGCAAGGGUAGGGUAGUUAUCGUACGUACUACACUACGUACAUAUAGAGGUAAGUUAACUUAUGGGUUCUCCAUGUCAGAGCUCCGAGAGACCGAAGGAAUAUCGUGAUAGGCCUUUAGUCUUACACGUAUCGAGCCACGAGUAAGAUUCCGCGGCGUGGUCUCAUGUCCGGUUUCUCUUUUAACAUUCGUCUAGU
Messenger RNA from Talaromyces stipitatus ATCC 10500, 1269 nucleotides. RefSeq names its product metallo-beta-lactamase domain protein, putative. The record is from RefSeq and is a predicted model, not a curated record. The transcript has 4 exons. Gene Ontology annotation, biological process: secondary metabolite biosynthetic process. The coding region runs from base 139 to 1008 and encodes 289 amino acids. NCBI's taxonomy places the organism in Eukaryota, Fungi, Ascomycota, Eurotiomycetes, Eurotiales, Trichocomaceae.